UGCUCUUACUGUUGAAAAUCCAUGCUUCUAUGCGUUAUCCACAAUCAGAGGAGAAUAAUUUUGUUAAACAUUUUUGUGUGAUCAGGGUUUGGUCUGAAAGAGGGGAAUUAUGAUCACUCUUUCACUGGUACCCUUUGUGUCUGGGCUGUGUAUAGGAUUUCUGUCUAUUCAAUACUUUGUUUACUCAGACACAGGCACUGCAAAACCAGCUGUUUUCUCACUGGGCAACUCCAGUGGAGUUCAUAAUGACAAAAGGGUUCCAAGACACAUACACUCAGAUGAGGACAGGAGUGUUGCAGCCAGCCUGUCCCAAAAUGUACGAGUACUAUGUUGGAUCAUGACUGGGCCUAAGAACCUGGAGUCCAGAACCAAACACAUCCGGGCCACCUGGGGCAAACGAUGCAACAAAGUCCUCUACAUGAGCUCAGUGGAGACAGAAUUCCCCACGGUGGGGCUCAACGUAACUGAGGGACGAGACCAGCUCUACUGGAAGACCAUCAGAGCCUUCCAAUACAUCUACCAACACCACCGCAACGACUACGACUGGGUCCUCAAAGCCGACGAUGACACGUUCGUGGUCAUCGAGAACCUCCGACACACAUUGUCUAAACAGGACCCGGAGAAGCCUGUAUACUUUGGGAGAAGGUUCCGACCGUUCGUCCAGCAGGGUUACAUGAGUGGUGGAGCCGGCUAUGUCCUCAGUAAAGAAGCCGUCAGAAGGUUCAUCAAGGGAUUCGACACUGGGAAAUGUUCCCACUUCUCCACCAUUGAAGACAUGGCUCUAGGGAAGUGUAUGGAGACUAUGGGUGUGGAGCCGGGGGACUCCAGAGAUGUGAAGGGAAGGCAGACGUUUCAUCCCUACCCACCACAGAAGUACCUGGUCAAAGAGCCACCCAGAAAACUGCCCUGGUAUCUCUUAUACGACCACUACAAACCAAGAGAGGGCCCAGAAUGUUGUUCAGAUCACAUCGUAUCAUUUCACUACAUCUACCCUGUAGAGAUGCACACACUGGAAUACUUCACCUAUCAUCUACGGCCCUAUGGAUACAAGUACAGGUACAACCCUGAUGCUCUAGCAGCUGAAAUGGAGAGUAACACCACCACACCUGUCUCUGCUUAACACAGAGAUAUCACAGACAGACUACUGCACUGAAGAAAGAACUUAUUACUGUGUCAUGUUUAAAUGCCGAAACAACAGCCUGACAUUGCCACUUUCUUUGGUAAGCUGAGCAACGAGACUGAGGAAAUUGAACCACUCUCAAAUUCAUUGACAUGGUAGUUUUUUUGAAGCUAUACAUUAUUUACAUAGACAACAAAUACAUGAACAAUAGAGUAAUAUUGUUUAUUUUUGUGACAGGGUGAGACUGUUGAACUAAGCUCAUAAGGCAUUUGCAUAUCAUUAAUCAAAUUUGCAUUGAGAAGCAAGGAAUCUUCCAGACUUUGCCUUUAACUGUAGGCUUGCACUAUCGACCACAACUGUUAAUCGUAUAAUCUGCGUAGGUCUUAUCUGUACAUAUGAUAUUUAUUUAAGGUUCUUAUGUUUCGGGCAUUCUAUAUUUUGUGUAUAUUUUAUUAUAUAUUUAUUCAAACAAACAGCUAAGUUCAUUCUGUUUGAGUUUCACAUUUCCUUCUUUGCUUUUGUUGUACAAUGUAAAUAUAUAUAUUUUACAACUUACAGUAAAACAUAGGUUAAUAUGAUAUUUUGUUCAAAUGAAAAUAGAAUGUAUGUAUGUAUGUAUGUAUGUAUGUAUGUAUGUAUGUAUGUAUGUAUGUAUGUAUGUAUGUAUGUAUGUAUGUAUGUAUAUAUGUAUAUAUGUAUGUAUGUAUGUAUGUAUGUAUGUAUGUAUGUAUGUAUGUAUGUAUGUAUGUAUGUAUGUAUGUGUUCUAUAGAUUUCUGAAGGUCUAACGCAAUAUUACAUUCAGAUUGUUAGCUAAAGACGUGUACUGAACUUGUCAAGAUUUCAACAUAAAAUUAUAUUUCUAUUUC
This is a messenger RNA of Oncorhynchus masou masou (cherry salmon), 1987 nucleotides long. It is a transcript of the gene c1galt1a, whose product is annotated as core 1 synthase, glycoprotein-N-acetylgalactosamine 3-beta-galactosyltransferase 1a. The transcript is spliced from 4 exons. Gene Ontology annotation, cellular component: membrane. NCBI's taxonomy places the organism in Eukaryota, Metazoa, Chordata, Actinopteri, Salmoniformes, Salmonidae. Gene Ontology annotation, molecular function: N-acetylgalactosaminide beta-1,3-galactosyltransferase activity. The record is from RefSeq and is a predicted model, not a curated record. The coding region runs from base 110 to 1120 and encodes 336 amino acids.